Molecule: messenger RNA, 978 nt
Organism: Penicillium canariense
Lineage: Eukaryota; Fungi; Ascomycota; Eurotiomycetes; Eurotiales; Aspergillaceae
Product: ceramidase
Exons: 4
Coding region: 1-978 (325 amino acids)
Biological process (GO): ceramide catabolic process; ceramide biosynthetic process
Cellular component (GO): endoplasmic reticulum membrane
Source: RefSeq, a predicted model, not a curated record
AUGCGGUGGUCUCUGCCCCAUUUCCCAUAUCCGCCUUCCAAGGCAGGGUUCUGGAGCCCCGUCACGUCGACACUGAACUGGUGCGAAGAGGACUACUAUGCGACCGUGUACUCUGCUGAGAUUGUCAAUACCCUGACGAAUCUCCUGUUUAUGUGGCUGGGUAUCAAGGGCAUCAUCAGCUGCCGCCGCAAUGGGCACGACCAGAUCUUCUUGGUCGCCCUCCUGGGCUACCUGGUGGUUGGCACAGGCAGUUUCCUGUUCCAUUCUACCCUGAAAUACCCCAUGCAGCUUGUUGAUGAGCUCUCCAUGAUAUACACAACCUGCCUGAUGGCCUACGCCUCCUUCUCAUACUCGCGUCCAACCGGCGUGCGUCUGGUCCUCGCCAUCUCUCUCCUCAGCUUAGCCGUCUUCAUCACCCUCUAUUACCACUACCUCCAAGACCCGGUGUUCCACCAAAAUGCCUACGCGCUACUAACCACGGUCGUGGUGCUGCGCAGCAUGCAUACCAUGGAGACAACGCUGCGGCCCAAGUGGCGCCACUCGCGCGAGGAGGACCGCUUGGAGCGUCAGAAGAAGGGCCUCUCCGUGCCUUCCAAGGAGCGCCAGCGUUUUGAGAACGAGCGCGACAUGAAGACCCUGAAGACGAUGUGGUUCAUGGUCCUUUAUGGGCUAAGCAUGUUCUUGGGUGGAUUCUUUAUCUGGAAUCUGGACAACCAGUUCUGUUCGCAGAUUCGCGUGAUGCGCCGGAGGGUAGGUUUGCCGUGGGGCAUUUUCUUGGAGGGACAUGGUUGGUGGCAUAUCAUGACCGGCAUCGGUGCAUACUUAUACAUCAUCUGGGGCAUCUGGCUGCGGCACUGCCUGAACGGCCGCCAGGACGACUAUCAUCUUCGCUGGAAGCAUUUCUGGCAUAUUCCUGAGAUUGUUCGUACUACACCGUUGUCUGAGAACGGGGUUGCUCGAGCCAAGAAGUCAACCUAA